This is a messenger RNA of Monoraphidium neglectum, 405 nucleotides long. RefSeq lists its product as hypothetical. The transcript has 3 exons. Lineage: Eukaryota; Viridiplantae; Chlorophyta; Chlorophyceae; Sphaeropleales; Selenastraceae. The coding region runs from base 1 to 405 and encodes 134 amino acids. The record is from RefSeq and is a predicted model, not a curated record.
AUGGAGGCCUACGACUGCGCCGCGCUGCUGCUCAUCGGCCCAACGGGACCCGUGAACUUUGGCUGCGAGUGCGCCGAGCGGCAGCUGCCACACUACAUCUCGCGAAUCAACUACGCGGCGCUGCAGAAACUGAAGGAUGUACUCGGCCUGGACAGCGCCGAUGACAUCAUUGCUGCCGCCCAGGCAGCCGCCCUGGCGGCCGCCGCCGAGGCCAGCAGCGGAAACGGCGAAGACGACGACCGCGGCAGCGGCGCAGCGGCGAGCUCCGAGCCGCCGCCCAAGCGCGCUGCGUCGGCCUCGGCACGCGCGGCGCGCACAAGCUCCGGGGGCGGCGGCGGCCGCCGCGGCGGCGGCGCGCGUGCGGCGGCGGCGGCGCAGAUCACCCAGAUCGCGGCGUCGAGGUAG